Molecule: messenger RNA, 1326 nt
Organism: Amyelois transitella
Lineage: Eukaryota; Metazoa; Arthropoda; Insecta; Lepidoptera; Pyralidae
Product: carboxylic ester hydrolase
Exons: 2
Coding region: 16-1326 (436 amino acids)
Source: RefSeq, a predicted model, not a curated record
UCUAAAACACCGGUUAUGGUGUUCAUUCAUGGCGGGUCAUUUAACUCAGGCAGUGGAGAUUCAUUGGUAUAUGGCCCAAAGUAUUUGUUGCAACAUGAUGUCAUAGUAGUAACAAUAAACUAUAGGCUUGAAGUGUUGGGAUUCCUGAGUUUAAAUAUACCUGAGGUGCCAGGUAAUGCAGGCAUGAAAGAUCAAGUUGCUGCUCUAAAGUGGGUUCAAAAUAACAUUGCAAAAUUUGGUGGUGAUCCAGAUAAUGUUACGAUUUUUGGUGAAAGUGCUGGUUCUGCUUCUGUUACCUAUCACAUGAUAUCCCCUAUGUCAAAAGGAUUAUUCCAGAAAGUCAUAGCACAGAGUGGUUCUUGUAUACAUGAUUGGGCUCUAGGAAGAUGUGCAAAAGAAAGAGCAUUUAGAAUCGGUAAAGUUUUAGGUAAAGACACUGAAAACAUUGAUGAAUUAUUGCAAUACUUGAGAAGCGUUUCAGCUUCAGAUCUGAUUGGAAUGACUUAUAAGACAAGAACUGAUGACGAAACGCAUUUAGAUAUCCCUAUAUUUUUUGCACCCGUAGUAGAAAAGAGAUUUGAAGGGGUGGUUCCAUUUUUAGAGGAAGAACCUAUUGACAUACUCGUUAAAGGACAAACUAGUGCAGUACCUCUUAUGAUUGGCUAUAACUCCGGAGAGGGGAUUUUGACAGCGUCGGACGAAAUAAUAUCUGACAAAAACAAUGACACCAAAUACUUGGUCCCAAGAGAAAUCGCUAGGAAAAUUUCUGAAAACAAAGCGAGAGAAAUGGGUGAACGUAUAAAACAAUAUUACAUCGGAAAUCAAAUUUUUUCAAACGAUACUAUUAAUGAAUAUGUCGAAAUGGCGACUGAUACAAAUGUCAUGUACAACAUGAUAAGAUAUGCAAAUUAUCACACAGCUACUAAAGAACCAGUAUUCAUAUAUAGAUUUGACUAUGACACUGAUUUAAAUGUAGUAAAGAAAAUGUUACGGAGAGGAUACAUAAAGGGGGCCUCCCAUGCUGAUGAUUUAUUUUAUUUAUUUAACAGCCUAGUAACUGAUGGUGUGUAUAGGAAACAGGAGAAAUUAAAAGAGAUCAUGUACAACGUGACAAAGAUGUGGACGGAUUUCGCCAAAACUGGAAAUCCCACGCCAGACAACAGACUCGGAGUAACCUGGGAACCAUUGAAAACGGUUAAUGAAUACGAGUUCAUGUUGCUGGAAGACCCCUUGUCUGUAGGACCUAUCCCUGAAUAUGAUAGGCUGCAUUUCUGGAAUAACUUAUAUUGUGAAGCGGGAGCGCCGUGCAUUGAAUCCUUAAAAUAA